CAGAUAACGCACCACGCAAACAAAAUGAAAGUUUUAGCCUUCUUCAUUCUCGCUUUGGCUUUGGCCGCUCCAGCCUUCGGCAAAACUUUCACCCGUUGCUCCUUGGCUGUUGAGCUGUACAACUUAGGUGUACCAAAGGAUCAAUUGGCGCGCUGGACUUGCAUUGCAGAACACGAGAGCUCCUAUCGCACCGGUGUUACAGGCCCAACCAACUCCAACGGUUCCAACGAUUACGGUAUCUUCCAAAUCAACAACUACUACUGGUGCCAGCCUGCCAACGGUCGUUUCUCCUACAAUGAAUGUAAUUUGAGCUGCGAUGCUCUGUUGGCCGAUAACAUUACCGACUCUGUGCGCUGCGCACGCAAGAUCCAAGGACAACAGGGUUGGACUGCAUGGGCCACCUGGAAGUACUGCAAUGGUACACUGCCCAGCAUUGACUCAUGCUUUUAAGUUUUC
Bactrocera tryoni is the source of this 456-nucleotide messenger RNA. RefSeq names its product lysozyme 1-like. The coding region runs from base 25 to 450 and encodes 141 amino acids. The record is from RefSeq and is a predicted model, not a curated record. The transcript has a single exon. Gene Ontology annotation, molecular function: lysozyme activity. NCBI's taxonomy places the organism in Eukaryota, Metazoa, Arthropoda, Insecta, Diptera, Tephritidae.